Lactuca saligna is the source of this 510-nucleotide messenger RNA. NCBI's taxonomy places the organism in Eukaryota, Viridiplantae, Streptophyta, Magnoliopsida, Asterales, Asteraceae. The record is from the annotation of a GenBank genome assembly.
AUGACGACUCCAGUUACAUUAACUUUUCAAAUUGUUCCGUUCCAUAACUGUGAAAAAAGCAUACGAAAAGUUAGAAAGACACUUUUUAAGGUUGAUGAUGUUACACUAGUAUCAUUGAAUCCUAACAAUGGUGAAGUCACCAUCAGAAGUACUUCUCAAUCUGUUGAAGAAAUCAAAUUGGCUCUUGAGCGUGCAUUUCCAAGAAAACAAGUCUUUAUAUUACAAGAAAUUUUCCAUGAAGAUGAACCAUCUACUCUUCGUAGACAACAAAACCCUAAUCAAAGUACGUUUGAUCUUGGUAGUGUGGCUAGAUCAUUGCCAACUGCAUAUGAUAAUGUUGAUGGGUUACAAAAUGUGGAGAGUGACUAUAGUAGGAUCAACCAAUCAAGUGCUUUUACUUCUGCAUCUUCAUUCAACAAUACUCCUCCUACAGAACCAUCACCACAUAUUCAACAAUCAGGGAACUACUAUAGUUGGAUUUACAAAAUUGAAGAUCUAGAUGACGAUUAA